This is a messenger RNA of Pseudozyma flocculosa PF-1, 1758 nucleotides long. RefSeq lists its product as uncharacterized. The record is from RefSeq and is a predicted model, not a curated record. Lineage: Eukaryota; Fungi; Basidiomycota; Ustilaginomycetes; Ustilaginales; Ustilaginaceae. The transcript has a single exon. The coding region runs from base 1 to 1758 and encodes 585 amino acids.
AUGUCGUUCUCCUCGGCCGCAUCCUUUGCCACAUUUGGUGCCCCGAGCAGCCCGGCCACUUCGUCGCUCUGGGAGCGUCGCCGGGCUAGCAAGCAGGGAGCCACCCUCGUGGAGCACGCCCCGCUCGCCUCGGUGCAUGCAUCGAGCUGCUCGAUCCCAGCGCCGCGCUCGGCAUCCACCCUCGGCGCCAUCGGCUCGCGCCGCACCAGCGCCGAGACGCCGCGUUCCGAAGUCGACAUCAACGUCCUCUCGCUUGUCCUCGAGAUGCCUCUCUUGCAGCUCGACCGCGCCUCGAACGGUCCCCUCUCGUGCCCGCCUACGACGACCACCUUUCGCCAAGCCGCUUCCUCGGCAUCGCCGCUACCACCUUCGCCCCUCUCUCGCACCACGAUGGCGGCUUCCGGCGGCGAAGAGCAGCCAAUCAUGCGGCCCUUUGACAGCGCCGAGGCGCUGCAUCAUCUCCAGGGCACCGACCGCACCUUGGCCUGCGAGAUCAACACGGCCCGAACCGCAGUGACCUCGGCCCUGUCGAUCUUCUCCUGCCUCGACGAUGGCGACGACGAGAACGAGGCUGACGACGAUGAAGGCCAUCUUCGCGCUGUAGGCCAGCAUUGCCACGCUGCCGACGCUCGGCGGUUGCCCGGUCUGCCAAGCCGGCUGAUCCUUCCUGGCCGCCAUGACCAAAAUGCCUGCGCUGGCAGCCCGCCGAGCCCGACGAGCCCCCUCUCUCCCGCCGACUCGACCUUUGGCACCGACUCGGAGGCGGCCGGUGCUAUUGGUGCCGACGGCAAGAAGAAGGGCCGCGCCAGGAUGAGCCAGGAGAAGCGCAAGAGGCUUGCCCGCCGGCGGGAACGCGAGGCGCUGGUGCGCGCCAGCAUGGGUGGCGGCCUCGAUUCGCUGCCCUACUCUCCCACGUCGCCCUCGACGCCGACGUCGAUGCUUCCGUCCGACUUUGCCGCCUACGGCUUGUCCUCGGCGGCGCCUGCCACCAUCGGCGGCGUUGCCAUGAGCGGGGGCGAUGGAUGGGGUCGCAGGUCGCUGGAUUCGCUCGCGAGCCGGCCGGCGUCGGACUGCUGGGCCGCGUACACCCCGUCGCCCGUAAGCAGCGCCGCCAAGUCCAUCCGCCACCACCAACAACAGCAGCCGCAGGUGCAGCAGCAUCAGCACUUCCACCAGCAUCAGCAGCAAUACCCGCAGUACCCGGCGCCCACUCGCUCGAGGCCGUUGUCGCUCGUGCGCACCUCGUCGGCAUCGUCUGCGGCGGUGUCGUCGUCGUGGGACGUGUUCCAACCCGCCUCUCCCUCCUCGCCUUCGCCCCUCGGCGGCGGCUGGUCGGGCUACGUCGACCUCCCUUCGCCGUCGCAUUCGGGCUUCGCUGCGAGCUAUGCGCACCAAGCAUCGUCGUCGUCGCCCUCUUCAUCGGCGUCUUCGGCGUGCAGCUCUGCGUUGACGACGCCGCAGACGUCUCCGACCAAGUACGAUGGGCCGACGGUCGUGGCACCCGCUUCGGCGUCGUCGGAGCUCGACGUCAUGUAUGGCUGGGCGCAGGCGCAGACGCGGCUCGACACGUACGCCAAGAGCAGCAACGCCACGCUGCGCCCGCCUCGGCUGGUCGUAGAGCCUCCGAGCCCGCAGCGCGGUGGCCUCAAGGAUGAUUGCGACGCGUCCUGGACGAGGGCCAGCGGGCGCGGCGUCUUUGACUGUAACAACAGCAGCGGCUUCAGCAGUGGCGGCGUGCCCAACCGACUGGUUUUGUAG